GGAUUUGGAUAAUGACAUGUAAUUAGGGAGCCCCAUUUUAGCUCUUGCGUAUAGUGAUUUUCUCUUAAUUAAGUAUAUUUAAUGCCUUCAUCUGCAAAUCUAUAUAAAGUGUUGCUCACUCUAGAUGGAAUAAAUGCUUCGAUACAUACUAUUCCUCCCUCACCACUUGCAAGAAAGAAAUAUUUCUUCUUCUCUCUCUUUUUCUCAAAGGCAUUCUUCACCUUUUCAUUUCUUUAAAGAUUGUGAUAUUUUUUUUCAGACAACAUUCUUCAAGAAAUGGUUGCACCUCUCUAUGCGUGGCCAUGGGAGUUCUUGGGCAGUUACAAGUAUGCUCUCUAUGCGAUUUUUCUUGCAAAAGACAUGUACACGAGAUUCCAAGAAGAUACCAUCAAGGAUUCUUGGAUUCUUCACACCAUCAAAGAUUCUUGGAUUCUUCACAUCUUCAUCUUAUCCAUGCUUAGGCUUAUAAUGUACCAAUCAUGGACUUCUUACAGCAAUAUGCUGUUUCUGACUCGAAACAGCCGUAUUAUAAAGAAGGGAGUUGAUUUCAAGCAGAUUGACAAAGAAUGGCAUUGGGAUAAUUUUAUUUUACUACAAGCUAUGGUGGCAUGUUUGGUGCUAUACAUGUUCCCCACCAUAGGAAAAAAUCCUUUGUGGAACAAAAAUGGGAUCAUAACAGCCAUACUACUUCACAUAGCAAUCUCAGAGCCAGUUUUCUACAGCAUACACAAAUGCUUCCAUGGAGACUACCUCUUCUCUCACUACCACUCUCUCCACCACUCCUCCGCCGUGCCACAAGCCUACACCGCUGGGCAUGCCACAUUCUUGGAGCAUCUGCUGCUGAUGAUGGUGAUCGGGAUACCGAUACUCGGGUCAUUCUUGAUUGGAUACGGAUCUCUGAGCUUGAUCUAUGGCUAUGUUUUGGCCUUCGAUUUGUUGAGGUGUUUAUCCCAUUCAAAUGUGGAAAUCAUUCCUCAUCAGAUCUUCGAGGCCAUCCCAUUUCUCAGAUAUCUCAUCCUUACUCCAACGUAUCACAGCCUCCACCAUGCUGAGAUUGGGACAAACUAUUGCCUCUUCAUGCCUCUAUUUGAUGCACUCGGCAACACCUUGAACAGAAAAUCAUGGAAAAUGCACAAGAAAAACUGUCUGAAUUCAGCGAAAAAUGGUCGGGUGCCGGACUUCGUGUUCCUAGCACACGUGGUGGACUUGUCUUCAGCUCUGCACGCCCCCUUUGUGAACAGAUCAGCCGCAUCCAUACCUUACUACACAAGAUUCUACACCAUGCCAUUCUUGCCUGUCACAUUCUUGGUCAUGCUCGCCAUGUGGGCCAGGUCUAGAACCUUCUUCAUCUCCUUCUACAACCUCCGCGGCCGCCUCCACCAGACCUGGGCCGUCCCCCGCUUCGGCUUUCAGUAUUUCUUGCCGUUUGCUGCCAAAGGGAUCAACAAGCACAUUGAAGACGCGAUUCUUAGAGCUAACAGACUGGGAGUGAAAGUGAUCAGCCUUGCUGCUUUGAAUAAGAAUGAGGCGCUGAAUGGAGGAGGGACACUGUUUGUGAACAAGCAUCCGAAUCUGAAGGUUCGAGUGGUUCAUGGGAAUACGCUAACGGCAGCCGUCAUUCUCAACGAGAUUCCCGACCAGGUGUCUGAGGUUUUCCUGACCGGAGCGACGUCGAAGCUCGGAAGAGCCAUUGCUCUGUACCUCUGCAGGAAGAAGGUUCGAGUUUUGAUGCUAACUCUAUCCACUGAGAGAUUCAAGAAUAUUCAGAAAGAAGCGCCGUCUGACUGCUCCAGAUUCCUCGUCCAGGUUACGAAGUACCACGCUGCACAAAACUGCAAGACAUGGAUAGUGGGGAAGUGGAUAACGCCAAGAGAGCAAAUGUUUGCUCCGAGUGGGACCCAUUUCCACCAGUUCGUGGUCCCACCAAUCCUCCAGUUUCGACGAGACUGCACCUAUGGCGAUCUCGCCGCCAUGAAGCUCCCCGACGAUGUCCAAGGCCUCGGAUCUUGCGAGUAUACGAUGGAGAGAGGAGUGGUUCAUGCUUGCCACGCGGGCGGGGUGGUGCACGCGUUGGAAGGGUGGGCCCACCAUGAGGUCGGGGCGAUCGACGUGGACAGGAUUGAUUUGGUGUGGAAAGCCGCCAUCAAACAUGGUCUCAAGCCCGUUUCAACUAUUCCGGCAGCUUCAUAAUUCAUCAAUUUUAAUUAGGACACAAUACAUUUCUUCUUCUAUUCACUAUAUUUAUAUUUAUAUUAUUGCGGUCUAGAUAUUAGUAUUAAUUAAGUAGAAAUAUAUAAUGUCUUGCUUGAAUCCCAAUUCAAUUGGCUCAAUUGUAGUUUAAUUUGUGGUUGGUGUUUUGGAAUUUGUAUAUUGACCAAUUCAGAUGGGAAUUUUAUGCCAAUUUUCUUGUUGCUUUUGAAAGAAA
Molecule: messenger RNA, 2425 nt
Organism: Salvia miltiorrhiza (redroot sage)
Lineage: Eukaryota; Viridiplantae; Streptophyta; Magnoliopsida; Lamiales; Lamiaceae
Product: very-long-chain aldehyde decarbonylase CER3-like
Exons: 10
Coding region: 277-2190 (637 amino acids)
Biological process (GO): lipid biosynthetic process
Molecular function (GO): oxidoreductase activity; iron ion binding
Source: RefSeq, a predicted model, not a curated record